This is a messenger RNA of Musca vetustissima, 1109 nucleotides long. RefSeq lists its product as uncharacterized. Lineage: Eukaryota; Metazoa; Arthropoda; Insecta; Diptera; Muscidae. The annotation marks the transcript as partial. The transcript has 2 exons. The record is from RefSeq and is a predicted model, not a curated record.
AUUUUACUACUUGUGGCAAUAGUGGCGUUGGCAGCUCCCAGUUACGGUCAAACCAAGACAGGCCUGCGCCGCAAACCAAAAAUCUACAAUGCCCUGAUAACCACCGAUGAAAAUCUCGUACAAAGUAGAGCCUAUCCGGUAAUACAGCCGACCAUACAUGAAUCUGGAAUUGCUCAUUAUGCACCCUUUGGUCCCUAUGGUCCAUAUACGGGUUACUAUAAUCCUCAUGUAGUAAGAUUUGGUCAACCGAUUGCACCGAAUUUAAUGCUUAAAGAACAGUUACCCUACCCUCUGCCAGUACCACAAUUUCCACCGCAAAUAAUGGGACAACCCUUGGGACCACAACCCCAACCAUAUCCUGGCUACCCAUUGCCACCAAAUACGCCGACAGAACAAAAACCUGCGGAUGACCAGACACCACCCACGGCAGCAGGACCUGAGCAAGCAGCAGCACCCACCGUACAACCACCCACAAUGCUAAUGCCAAAGGAUCCAAAACCUGAAGAUAAAAUGCCAUCGGAACAAUUACCCAUACCAUUGAAUCAAUAUGGUCUCCCACCCUCACUAAUUCCUCUUAGGCAACCCGGCCCAUAUCCUCAACCCGCUCCCGCACCUGGACAACCCCAAUCACCCUAUUUGCCGCCAUAUGGUUUCAAUCAAUUUCCACCACUCUACUAUAAAAAUCCACCCGUUUUAAGACAACAAUUCCUGCCACCCUAUGGAUAUUUGCCAACAGGACCACAAUUUCCACUGAGCAAUGCAAUUCCCAAGGAUGACAGUUAUCCUCCAAAAGCUCCAACUCCAGCUCCUCAAUUACCACCACCACCUGCUGCACCUCCCGCACCCCAACCACCUGCAACUGAAGCACCACCAGCAGCUCCCGAGCCACCAGUAACACCACCCCCACCUCCCUCACCACCCACAGACAAUGAACCAACCGCCACAAAUUUUGAAAAUAUUAAAAAUGGUUCCAAGAGUCCCGACAGCAAUGUACCCGAUGUUCCACCACCACCAAUACCAUCCGGUGCCAAAUCAAAACAAUCUUAAAUUCGAUUGUUUUUUGUCUUUUUUUUUUGUAAUUAUUUAGGGAAAUUUUCUUUGCGCUAAGU